This is a messenger RNA of Thrips palmi, 2314 nucleotides long. RefSeq lists its product as uncharacterized. The record is from RefSeq and is a predicted model, not a curated record. Gene Ontology annotation, biological process: apoptotic process. The transcript has 9 exons. Lineage: Eukaryota; Metazoa; Arthropoda; Insecta; Thysanoptera; Thripidae. Bases 504 to 2150 code for a protein of 548 amino acids.
CGCUGCCGAGUCUUCCAGCUGAUGCGUCAGCUGAUCCCAAGUUCUUUCCUCUCCUCUUCUCGAGUGACGGCAGGCGUAUUUGUGCGCCUACAAUUCUUAUCAUUUCUGGUAUUGUUGCGCCGCGAGCAACAACAGUGCAGCUCUAUUACUAAGGAGAAGUUCUGCGAGGGUUGCUGAUUGGCUGAUACUAGCUGUUCCUGGUCCUGGCAUUGAGUAGCGGCUGCGCGUGUGGAAUUCUCUUCUCAUCGCAUCCUUCUUGAAAUCCUCGUGCCCCAAGAGUGCAUGUAUCAUUGUCGCUUUUGUGAUCAUGUUACGAAUUCUCUGCCCACCCACCUGGACCAUCGUCAAUUUCAUCUUUCCCAUUUCCGGAAUUUUCACUGUGGCUAUGAAGGGUGCAGGAAUUUCUUCGCAACUGAACACAGCCUUCAUGUGCAUCUCAACCGCUCCCAUGGUGUUCUCCAGAGACGAAGCAACAUAACCAGCGCACAAGCUGUUGCCAACGAAUGGGGCUGAAAAUGGGGGUCUUCACUGUCAGAGGACGGGCAGCACAUCCCAAAGUACUGAUCGCCAAGUCCACCUUAUCUGAUCUGACAACAGCUGCAGCGCUGAAACUCAAGUUGCCAACUGCUACAUACCAAGUGUUUCUUGAGAGGAAUGGCGCUCUUAUUGAUGAGGAUGAACUAUUGAGUGCACUGGGUGAGGCGGACUUGGUUGUGCUACCAGAGGGUGAGGACUUCGCCUCUCUAUCAGCACCAGCUGUGCACCUGAAUCCGCUGAGCCCACUGACUCCGACACAACAUCACUCACCAAAUACAUCCCAGUCAGCUUUUUCACACUCAACUCCUAACAUGAGACAGUCAGGAUCACUGAUUUCAUCUUCUAUUACCUCUUUUCCGUGGUCAGCUGUACAAGAUAUGGAAAGGAAACUUCAGAGUGGCACAGCAAACGUCACCAAAGACAGGAAACUGCUUAUUCAUGAAUUGGCUGCAUACAUGGACAGCAAGAAAGACUAUACCAGAGGUACCUGUAGUUUCUUGACCAAAGAACUAUAUUCAAGAUUUUCUGAUGCAUUCCCAAUUGUUGAUGCGGAUGGCGUGAAACUUAGCUCAGGCAAGGUUGAGUUUUUGGCAUCUUUGUACGAGAGGGUCAACUUUGUUAAGCCCAAGCAGCUAAAGGAGAAGAAAAGGAAACGUAGCCUUGAAAAAGAAAAUGAUGAAGAAGAUUUCUUCCUUAGAACUUAUUCUCACCAGAAAAAUGAAAAAUUCGACUCUUAUGGCUGCGUUGCAUGGCAGCCAACUUUGUCUUAUGAAGAAUCUGAAGAGGACCAAGAAAAUAUGAGGAAAGAACUAAUUGAAUUAAAUGAAACUGAUACUUAUUCUGCAAGAGUUGGACCUUUAAUGGAAAAGAGUUACUUCCUCCAGAGAAGUCACAUCAACAACAGAACUGCUGAACUUAAGCCUGUUCUCAAAUUGUGGCCCUUUUUAUAUACUCCAUGUUUUCUUCUUAAGCAUGCUGAUAUGUUAUUGGGGAAAGAUGUUCGGAGUGUCUUUGAGAGAACUGUAGAGACUCGAGGAAUUUUAAUCUACAGGCUUAUGAAAAGCCAUGUAGUUACCAAAACUACCAAACGGCUUGUGGAAAUGAAGGCUCUCAUUGACAAAGCAGAGGAGGCAGGAUCAAACCUUCGCUCUAAUGUACCUUUCACAUUAGCCGCCUUCGUGUUGGUCAUCCUUCAUUUUCAGGAGGACAUGGAUUCCGUGCUGCGAGUUGUUGAUCCUGGAACUUCACAAGCCGAUUUGGAAGCAAUUGAUUCAGACAGGCCUAUUUUGAUAGUGAAAGGACGGUCUCUCUUUGAUGAAUCCGCUACGGCCCAAAUUCUCUGUGAGAAUAGCAUCCUCAUUAGAGAAUCAUCUGCCGCUAAGGGCUUUUUGUAUUUAAUCAUAUGCUACUAUGCAUAUAAUUAUAAUUAUGCUUCUGAGGCCCAAGGGUUUUUGGAAUUUCUCCAAAGGUUCUACUUGAAAAUUAACCCCGAGUCUGGACACAAGAGGGGACCAAAGGCGAAGAAAGGAACGGUAGUCCACCCUAAAGUUCGUAAACUGAUCUGCCAAAUUGCCCUAACUGCAUCAGCAACAGAAAAUAGUAUUGUGUCAUAAACUUUGUUUUUUAACUUGCAUGAAUUGUUUUUUGAAAUUUUCGUGAAUUUUUUUAAAAAUCAGCAACAGUAGUAUUGUGUCAAUCAAACUUGUUUUAUAAAUAGUAUGAAUUGUUUUUUAAAAUUUUCAUGACUUUGUCAUUAAAUUUAAUAUUUCAACUUCAA